Molecule: messenger RNA, 1752 nt
Organism: Phytophthora nicotianae INRA-310
Lineage: Eukaryota; Oomycota; Peronosporomycetes; Peronosporales; Peronosporaceae
Exons: 1
Coding region: 1-1752 (583 amino acids)
Cellular component (GO): membrane
Molecular function (GO): ATP binding; ABC-type transporter activity; ATP hydrolysis activity
Source: RefSeq, a predicted model, not a curated record
AUGAUGGGUCCAGUUGAUCUGACGUCGGGCAAGACCAUGAUGGCCAAUGGUCCGGAUGCUCUGCAUCUCUACGUGGCCGAGAAGUUCGAGGCUGCAAUGGACCGCAAGAUACCGCAGAUGGAGGUGCGCUACCACAACCUGAGUGUCACGGCCAACGUGGCAGUAACCGGUGAAAUCACGGCAAAAUCGGAGCUGCCGACAGUGUUCAACACUAUCAAGCGCAGCCUGGCCAAGUUCGCGUGGAACAAGCGCGUGGUGCACAAAGAGAUCAUCAAGAAUGCAAGCGGGGUAUUCAAGCCGGGUACUAUUACACUGUUGCUGGGCCAACCAGGGUCAGGCAAGACAUCUUUGAUGCGUGUACUCGCUGGUCAAUUCCCUAAGAGUGGCAACGUCAAGAUUGAGGGCAAUGUGACGUACAAUGGUGUGCCACGAGACGAGAUCGGCAAGGUAUUACCGCAGUACUCAGCCUACGUGACGCAGUUCGACAAGCAUUUCCCUACUCUUACGGUACAAGAGACACUAGAGUUUGCGUAUGCAGUCUGUGGCGGUGGCAUGUCGAAGCACACGGAGGAGAUGCUGAGUCACGGCGCUCCAGAGCAGAAUGCAGAGGCUUUGGAGACCGCUCGCAAAUACUUCGAAAACUUCCCAGAUUUGGUCAUCGAACAGCUUGGAUUGCAGAUCUGUCGAGAUACCAUCAUCGGCAGCAACAUGCUUCGCGGUGUAUCUGGUGGAGAGCGUAAGCGCGUGACCACAGGAGAAAUGGAGUUUGGUAUGAAAUACAUGACGCUCAUGGACGAAAUUAGUACUGGUUUGGACAGUGCCGCGACCUUCGACAUCAUCACGACGCAGCGCAGUAUCGCCAAAAACCUUCACAAAACGAUCGUCAUUGCAUUGCUUCAGCCAGCGCCGGAAGUAUUCGACCUAUUUGACGACGUGAUGGUACUGAACCAUGGUGAAAUCAUCUACCAUGGCCCUCGCGACCAAGCAGUACCGUAUUUUGAAACGCUAGGCUUCAAAUGUCCUCCUCGUCGCGAUGCUGCCGAUUUUUUGUUGGAUCUUGGGACGAAGAUGCAGCUGAAAUACCAAGUAGGGCUUCCUCCUGGAAUGUCGAGACACCCUCGCCUUGCCAAUGAGUUCUCCGAGCACUGGCGUCAAUCACCUCUGUACGAUAAAUUGGUUCGAGAUAUUGAGGCUCCGUGUGACCCCAAUCUCUUAAAAGACGUCGAAGAGCAUAUGGACCGGAUGCCAGAAUUUCGUCAGGGCUUCUGGGAGAGCACGAAGGCAGUGACUAAGCGACAGUGGAAGCUUACCAGUCGGAACAAGUCCUUCAUCAAAUCUCGGGCGUUGAUGACUGUGGCCAUGGGAUUAAUCUACGGUAGCGUAUUCUACCAAACAGACCCGACGGAUGUCCAGAUGAUAAUCGGGGUUCUGUUCCAGGCAGCAAUGUUCAUGAGUUUGGGUCAGACUGCACAGGUCCCGACCAUCGACGCCGCUCGGGAGGUUUUCUACAAGCAGCGCUCCGCCAAUUUUUACCGUGCAGCGUCGUUUGCAAUCGCAAACUCCUUGGCGCUAAUCCCGCAGGCUAUUGCAGAAGCACUCAUCUUUUGGUUCAUUGGUGUAUUGGAUGACUGGCCUUGUCCGUCAUGCAGGACAUUUCAUCAUCUUCUUGAUAUUCCUGGUCCAAACCAACCUCGUGUAUGCGUCGUGGUUCUUCUGCUUGACUGCUAUCUGUCCAAGUUUCAAUGUCGCUAA